AUGUGGAGGGCGAGGAGGGUGAGGUGUCGGAUUGUCAACACGAGAGAGGCAUGCGAAGAUGAGCUCGAGCAGCAGAAAGAAAUGACCGAGACAUGUGAGCAGGAAAAGAGCGACCUGCAGGCUGAAAGAGAUACCUGCCAGUCUGAUGAGGCCACCUGUGCAGCUGAGAAUGACACCUUGAUGGAAGAACAUCAGAAAUGCAAGCUCGAGAAAUCCAGCUGCGAUUCCCUGAAGACUACCUGCGAGAUAGGCAAGAUGGUCUGCGAAUCCGGUCUUCGAAGUUGUGAGGGCGAUAAGGGGGUCUGUGAGGACAGCCUCAAGACCUGCAAUACUGCCCUUGUGGCGGCUAAAAAGCAGAUUCCGGCUACGCUUUCUUCUAUCUGUACGAAUAUUCAUCCUCGAAGUGUCUUGAACGAGAAAUCCACUGCUAACCUCGAUGAAUGA
Penicillium verrucosum is the source of this 444-nucleotide messenger RNA. RefSeq lists its product as uncharacterized. Lineage: Eukaryota; Fungi; Ascomycota; Eurotiomycetes; Eurotiales; Aspergillaceae. The record is from RefSeq and is a predicted model, not a curated record. The transcript has a single exon. The coding region runs from base 1 to 444 and encodes 147 amino acids.